Molecule: messenger RNA, 2473 nt
Organism: Scaptodrosophila lebanonensis
Lineage: Eukaryota; Metazoa; Arthropoda; Insecta; Diptera; Drosophilidae
Product: beta-2 adrenergic receptor
Exons: 6
Coding region: 299-2218 (639 amino acids)
Biological process (GO): adenylate cyclase-activating adrenergic receptor signaling pathway
Cellular component (GO): membrane
Molecular function (GO): G protein-coupled receptor activity
Source: RefSeq, a predicted model, not a curated record
GCUGUUAUCUAAGCAGUGCAGUGACAUUGGAACUAAAUCAAAUGACUUUAGCAAAGUCAAAAAGUAAUUGAAAAUCAUAUUAAGCUGAAUCGUCAAUCAAAAGUCCGAUGCAAAACAAUGACCACCACAUAUACACUUUCAAAUUUCGACGGCGACACAAGUAACAAACGAAGCAAAGUCACUUGCACCUCCAAACAUUCCACCAGGGUUGGCACAUGGAACAUGUAAAUUAUACAUAAAGAGCAGCUACAAUACCCGCCCCAACAACAACAACAACAGCAAUACCAACAACAUAUACAUGGCUGUCCACUUACAGUCACAGUUGCACAAUCUGAGCGUCAUCCAACCGUCACUGAUGUAUGUGGCCGCCUCAUCACUUGCCUCUAGUGGCGUCAUCGGACUGCAGGAGAACAUUUCCAUCGUUUAUGAGGAUUUUCUGGAAUCAUCGAACAACAUUGUCAAUCGCGCUUUAUUGCCCACAACAGCAGCGGCAACAACAACAGCCUCAACUGCAGCAGUAACAUCAACAACAACAACUGUGUUGACACUGACAUCGACAUCAACGGCAAAUGACACAAGCCACGAUGUCAGUGGCAGCAUGGGGGGAAUCGGGGGCAUUGCCGUACCAGCCACGACUAACUUUAGCAGCUACUAUAACGAAUCUGCCACUGCGGCCGAAUGGGCGCAUUUCUAUGAUCUCAUCUUUAUAUUCAUCUCAUCGCUCUUCAUCGUGAUUACCAUCAUCGGUAAUACGCUGGUCAUAUUGGCUGUCAUAACCACUCGGCGCCUCAAAACAGUAACCAAUUGCUUUGUGAUGAGCUUAGCGGUUGCCGAUUUGCUUGUGGGAAUAUUUGUAAUGCCGCCGGCUGUAGCUGUUCACCUCAUAGGUUCCUGGCAGCUCGGAUGGGUGUUGUGCGAUAUUUGGAUAUCACUCGAUGUGCUCCUAUGUACGGCAUCAAUAUUGAGUUUGUGUGCCAUCAGCGUUGACAGAUACCUGGCGGUAACACGACCGCUCACCUAUUCUCGCAAACGUCGUUCGAAACGUUUGGCACUCAUCAUGAUAUUAAUUGUUUGGCUGCUGGCCCUGGCCAUCACAUGUCCUCCGAUGCUCGGCUGGUAUGAGCCCGGACGUCGCGACUUGAGAGAAUGCCGCUACAAUCAAAAUGAAGGCUACGUGAUUUUCUCAGCGAUGGGCUCGUUCUUCAUACCAAUGGCUGUUAUGAUUUAUGUUUAUGCUAGAAUUUCGUGCGUUAUUGCAUCGAGGCAUGACAAUAUGACCGACAUAAGUGUUCACAACAAGAAAUUUAAGCGCUACACCGCCGCAGACGUUGAGAAUGACAUUGACCACGACUUUUCAGAGCAAGAGCACAGCUCGGGCCAGAAGAAUAAACAGGCAGCUGCACGCACAUUCUCGAAUCAGACAAUAGCAAAGGAACUGCACGAAAUCAUGCUGAGUGAAGGCGAAAAUUGUGGCGGAGCUCAGCCUGGGACUGCCAGCCUGGGACUGGCAACCACCGCAGGUGGUCUCAAUGCUGGCGCCACGCAUUGCCAUUCACUCUUGGCGCUGCCAUCGCCACAAGGGGCACACGGUGGUGGCAAAAACGGUUGUUACGAGCUAACACGCCCUUCAUCGCUGAAACGAACAGCCACUGCUUCGACGACCAUGACUACAAUGACGAGUGGCGUAGGCGCAGGCAGCAGCCUACUGGAUGCACAAUGGCAGAGCCAGCAACAGCAAUCCCAACAACCACAACAACAGCCGCGUGCUCACAGCUUCCGGCACUCACAUUUGAGUGUGGGCGCGCAAGGCGAUCGACUACGUGGCCAUCACCAUCAUCACUUUGUGGCUACCGGAACAGGAGCGCAGAGCUCAUCCAGUGGUCAUGCCAAAUCGCUCUCGAAUCGCGUAACAUUGUUAAAAAAGGAGAACAAAACCACACAGACUUUGAGCAUCGUUGUGGGCGGCUUCAUCGCAUGUUGGUUGCCAUUUUUCGUCUACUAUUUGAUAACGCCCUUCCUCGGCGACCAUCAAGUCAGCACAACACUGACCCAAGCACUUACCUGGCUGGGUUGGUUUAAUAGUGCCAUUAAUCCAUUCAUCUAUGCAUUCUACAGUGUUGAUUUCCGUGCCGCCUUUUGGCGAUUGACCUGCAAGCGCUUCUUUAGCAGCGCCCAGAAACCGCAGUUCCCAACCAAUACGAUGUCCAUAAGGCGAUAGUUGAGGCGAGGGGCCACAACGCGCGCCUCACGCAUGAGCACGGAAAUGGUGCUCAUUGGUGUAGGAUUGGGCGGAGUGGCAACGGCGGUGCCAACAGGUGGAGGACACGGUGGAAGCGGCAACCUUUAUAAUUAGUAGCGAACAAACAAUAUGCAUACAUAUGUACACACAUUCAUACUGACUAGCAUAUAUGAUUAGCGUAUUCAUUAAAUUAACGCGUCGCUGUCGGCGCACAGUGGUUAAUUAGGCAACAAA